AUGGGUGCUCUCAAUUUCAAGCGCCAUCGCCUCCAAGGGCGGACGGAGGGCGGUAUCAGGAAACUCCGAGCGGAGCGCGAGACAUUCCUCAAGAAAACAAAGCAAACCGAAGUUGAUGAUGAGGAGUUGGGUGUUGGGCGGAGAUUGGCCAGGAGGCUUGAGGGUGAAUUUGAACAGGUGGCUGUGGAGAGUGGUUUGGGGGAAAGCAAGGGAAGUCCGGCCUCGAAUGAUAGAUCAAAGGUGAAUUUGGUCGUGAGCUCGUCCCCGCCUCCUGCUCCCAUCACCAUGAAGCGGAGCCAAUUCAUGGCUUUGGUUGACGGAGACGAUGACGAGGAUUUGGGUGUUGUUGGGAGUAGAUUGGCGAGGAAGCUUGAAGAAGAAUUCAAUCAGGUGGCUGUGGAGAGUGGUUUGGGAAAAAACAGAGAUGGAUCGAAUAUGGUGGAUUUGGUCGGGGAAGUCGAAGGAUCAAAGUCUAUGAGCAAGAAAGGUAGUGCAAAAACCAGAAUAAUUAGAGAGAACGGUGGUUCAAGUGGGACUGGUACUUCUUCGAGUUGGGCAAACCGUGGCUCCAUUAGAGGUUUUCGAUGA
Messenger RNA from Cornus florida, 588 nucleotides. RefSeq lists its product as uncharacterized. The record is from RefSeq and is a predicted model, not a curated record. Lineage: Eukaryota; Viridiplantae; Streptophyta; Magnoliopsida; Cornales; Cornaceae. The transcript has a single exon. Bases 1 to 588 code for a protein of 195 amino acids.